AUGUCGAUUGUUGAAUGGCAUAGUGUGCCCGCAUUCCAGGAAGAAUUUCCUGGUUUUGACUCUGAUGGUGAAGAUCGUCAAGAGCGUUACGAGUACGACAUAGAGGAAGCUUUGACACAAUUCACCGAUGGACCUCCUAUCAUGCAUAAUGUGUAUCCUGAUAUACCGAAUGAAGGAACUGAAGAGCAACAAGCAAGGAAGAGGCGAUACAAUAUAAGAAGAGGUGAUGGGAAUUUGUUCAAAGGGCAAUUAUUCACCAGCGGUAUUGCGUUUAAGGAGGCUGUGCUCGAUUAUGCUCUCAAAACUGGCUACAAUAUCUCGCAAAACAAGUAUGACAAAACCAAGCUGAGCUUCACAUGUGGCGGUGAAGGAUGCUCAUGGCGCAUCUAUAGCUCAAUUUCUGGUAAGUCUGGUACGUGGCAGGUGGUAACAUUUCAGUCGAAGCACACAUGUGUCCCUAAUGGGAAAUGCAAGAUGUUGAAGGCUCCUGUGAUUGCUCGUUUAUUCUUGGACAAAAUAAGAGAAGAACCUGAGUAUUACAUGCCUAUGAAGCUUGAAGAAAUGAUUAUGGAGAAGUGGAGGAUCUCUGUCUCAAGGCCUCAAUGUCAACAUGCUAGGAACAAGGCAUUGAAAUGGAUUGCGGUAGAGUAUGCAGAGCAGUUUGCUCGGCUAAGAGAUUAUAAGGCUGAGUUAGAGCUAUCGAAUCCGAAUUCUUCUGUGGUGGUUGACUGUGUGACAAAUGAUGAGGGACAACAUGUUUUCCAGCGGUUUUAUGUGUGUUUUGAUAAUCUGAGGAAGUCCUGGAAACAACAUUGCAGACCGCUUAUAGGUGUUGAUGGGUGCUUUCUCAAAACGGUUCAGAAAGGCGAGCUGUUCAUAGCCAAUGGUCGAGAUGCUGAUAAUCGGAUCUACCCCAUUGCUUGGGCUGUAGUUCAGAAAGAAAAUACUAAUAACUGGUCAUGGUUUUUUCAGAAGAUCAAGGCUGAUUUAGAACUUGGCGAUGGUGAUGGUUAUGUCUUGGUUUCUGAUCGUCAAAAGGGUUUUCUUGCUGCUGUCAAGGAUGAGCUACCUAAGAUUGAACACAGAAUGUGUGUCAGGCACAUCUACAUGAAUUUGAAGGCUCGGAAUGCAAAGAAACCCGAGUUGAAGGGCUUGAUCUGGAAUUUAGCUUGGAGCUAUAAUGAACCAGAGUUCAGAGACAAUCUGAAGAAGAUUGAGCUCUUUGACGAAGCUGUUUAUGCUGAUCUGAUGAAGACUAAGCCCGAGACUUGGUUCAUAUUUGUUUCAGGUAAAGCCAGAGAUAAGGCUUUAGUACCGAUGCUUGAGACCAUUGCAAGACUUGCAAUGGUUCGUAUAGCUAAGAGAAGUGCCCAAGCUGUUAGCCACGAAUGGUUAUGUACUCCAUACGUGAGUAAGUAUUUAGCUGAGUUGCAUGAGGAUGCUUCGAAGUGUAUUGUCCAACCAUCGACCAACAUGAAGUAUUAUUCAAGCCUCCAUGGAUGUGCUUACCGAGUUGAUUUGGUGGAGAGGACUUGUACCUGCAGAAGAUGGGAAAUAACCGGCAUUCCUUGUGAGCAUGCCUACGGCGUGAUGAUUCACAAGAAAAUGGAAGCUCAGCACUAUAUCUGCCAUUGGUUUAGGACCCUUACGUGGAGAAAUCUUUAUACAGAUGGUGUAGUUCCAGUCAGAGGUGCUCGCUUUUGGCCUGUAGGAGAAGAACCCUCGAUAGUGCAGCCACCGGUACCAGACAUGCCUGGCCGUAACAAGGUGAAUAAGGCGGAUAAAAAAAGGAAGAAAGGACAAGCUGAAUCUCCGGUUAAGAAGAAGAAAGACAAGUUGCUGAAGAGGAUCAUGCAUUGCAAAGUUUGUGGAGCUGCUAAUCACAAUUCACGGUUUCACAAGAAAAAGAAUAAGACAACAAUGGCUUCUCUAGGUGAAUCAUCAUCUCAGCCGGAAUGUUCUCAAGGAGUUCUUACUCAGCUUGGAGAAUGA
Messenger RNA from Eutrema salsugineum, 1992 nucleotides. RefSeq lists its product as uncharacterized. Lineage: Eukaryota; Viridiplantae; Streptophyta; Magnoliopsida; Brassicales; Brassicaceae. The transcript is spliced from 4 exons. Bases 1 to 1992 code for a protein of 663 amino acids. The record is from RefSeq and is a predicted model, not a curated record. Gene Ontology annotation, molecular function: zinc ion binding.